AUGAUUAGCACUUGGCCCUUCAAAGUUAACCACUGGGUCGCCCCUCGCUUUGAAAUAGGCCAUUUCGGUAUCUCUGAUCUCAACAGGAGAAGAAGGGUGAAAUUAGGUUUUGUUUUUAAAGUUUCUCAUAGUGCAAAAGUUAGUGUGUUUCAAUGUUCAACAGGGUAUGGGACUGUGGUCUUUUCUGGGCACUCAAAAUUGGAUUUGAGAUGUGGGUUUUUGUUGGGAUGCUCUGAACCCAAAUUUGGCAUCAUUUUGAAGCCAAACAAGAGUCAUGUUGGGGACUUAGCUCCACCCCUGGGGUGGGCAUUGGAGGAUGAAGGAGUUGUGAGUGAAUUGGUUGAGGAAGGAGUUGGGAGUGAAUUGGUUGAGGAGAAAAUCGAUUCUAAUGGUGCAUCGGUUAACGGUGAGUCAGAGGAUAUAAAGUCUUUGAAUUUGGAUCGAGUCCAGGACAGUGAAUGCGAACCAAAAGUUGGUGUUGGUGACAAUAGCAAGGACGGUGGCAAAGAAGACAGUGAUGACAAGAUUGAUGUUAGAGCACUAGCCUUGAGAUUGCAGACCGCAAAGACAGUGGAUGAUGUGGAGGAGAUUCUUGUGGACAAGGGGGAGUUGCCCCUCCAGGUGUUUUCCACGAUAAUUAGCAGUUUUGGUAAAGAAAAAAGAAUGGAUUCUGCUUUGAUUAUUUUUGAAUGGAUGAAGAAAAGGAAGAUAGAAACUAAUGGCUCUUUUGGGCCUAACCUUUUUAUAUAUAACUGUCUAUUAGGUGUUGUCAAACAAUCUGGACAAUUUGCAGAAAUGGAAGCCAUUCUAAAUAAAAUGGCUGAAGAUGAAAUCUCCUAUAAUGUUGUGACAUAUAAUACCUUGAUGGCAAUUUACAUUGAGAAAGGAGAAUAUGACAAAGCUCUCAACGUGCUUGAGGAGAUCCAUAAAAAUGGCUUUACCCUGUCUCCGGUAUCCUAUUCUCAAGCCUUAUUGGCAUACCGGAGGAUGGAAGAUUGCAAUGGUGCUCUAAAUUUCUUUGUUGAGUUAAGAGACAAAUACCGUCUAGGUGAAAUAGGAGAAGAUGAUGAUGGAGAAGAUUGGGAGAGAGAGUUCAUGAAGCUUGAGAAGUUCACAAUCCGCAUAUGCUAUCAAGUAAUGCGCUGUUGGCUCGUCAGACGUGAUAACUUGAGCAACAAUGUGUUGAAGUUUCUUGUUGAUAUGGAUAAUGCUGGGAUUCCACUGUCACGGGCUGAUCUUGAACGGCUUGCGUGGGCUUGUACCCGUGAAGAUCACUACAUUGUUGUGAAAGAGCUGUACACCCGGAUUAGAGAAAGGUAUGAUAAAAUCAGCUUGUCUGUAUGCAACCAUGCAAUUUGGUUGAUGGGGAAAGCAAAGAAAUGGUGGGCUGCUUUGGAGAUAUAUGAAGAUUUAUUGGAUAAAGGGCCAAAACCAAAUAACUUGUCAUACGAACUCAUAGUCUCUCACUUCAAUUUUCUGCUCACUGCAGCCAGGAGAAAAGGAAUUUGGAGAUGGGGUGUUAGGUUGUUAAACAAGAUGGAGGAAAAAGGCCUAAAACCUGGAAGUAAGGAAUGGAAUGCAGUUCUUGUGGCCUGUUCUAAGGCUUCGGAAACUACUGCAGCAGUGCAAAUAUUCAAACGAAUGGUGGAAAAUGGUGAAAAGCCCACUAUGAUAUCAUAUGGGGCUUUAUUGAGUGCUCUUGAAAAGGGGAAACUCUAUGAUGAUGCCCUCCGUGUGUGGAACCAUAUGCUCAAGGUUGGGAUUGAACCAAAUGCAUAUGCCUACACAAUUAUGGCUUCGGUUUAUACAGCACAAGGAAAUUUUAAUAGAGUUGAUGCCAUCAUUCAGGAGAUGGUAACAUUAGGAAUUGAGGUAACAGUAGUAACAUACAAUGCCAUAAUUACUGGGUGUGCCCGUAAUGGUAUGAGCAGCGCAGCAUAUGAAUGGUUUCACAGAAUGAAAGUUCAGAACAUCACCCCCAAUGAGAUAACUUAUGAAAUGCUGAUUGAGGCCCUUGCAAAUGAUGGAAAACCAAGGCUGGCAUAUCAGCUAUAUACGAGAGCCAAGAAUGAAGGUCUUACCCUCUCUUCUAAAGCCUAUGAUACAGUUGUCCAAUCCUCCCAGGCUAAUGGUGCAACCAUCGAAUUAGGUCUUUUAGGACCUCGCCCUGCUGAUAAAAAGAAGAAAGUGCAAAUUAGAAAAACAUUGACUGAAUUCUACAAUUUGGCUGGUGUUCCCAGGAGAAGCAAACCGUUUGAUACAACUGAAAUUUAUCACUCACAGACACAAGAAAGUCCAUAA
Sphenostylis stenocarpa is the source of this 2301-nucleotide messenger RNA. The record is from the annotation of a GenBank genome assembly. Lineage: Eukaryota; Viridiplantae; Streptophyta; Magnoliopsida; Fabales; Fabaceae.